AUGUAUAUUAUAAUUGCCAUACUUGUACUAGUUUUUGUCGUUGCAUUUUAUAUUACGUCAAAAAGGUAGAGUGGAGUUUAAUAAGCUAAUGCUAAUAAUUCGGUAAUAUUUAUAGUUGGAGAUAAAAACGCAGGAAAAACUUCCUUAUUGUAUUGCGUAUAAAUUAUAUAUGAAAGAAUAGCUAUCGAACUAAAAUUCAUCAAUAUAAACAACUAAUUCAAUUGAGCCAAACUAAACAGAAUUAGCCAAGCCAAAUAAUUAAAGUGUUAUUGUCGUAGACGUGCCAGGAAAUAAUUAUUAAAAAGAAUAGUUUUUGAAUAAAAUACAAGAAGCCAAGAAAAUAAUAUUAGUUACAGACUCAUCUGAGACAUCUUAAAUAGGAGCAACUGCAGCUAUCUUAUAUAACAUUUUAAUUUCUAUUCCAUUUUAGAAAUCAAAAGUCCCAAUUUUAAUAGUCUUGAAUAAGCAGGAUAAAGAGAAAGCAUAUAAGGCUCCUGAUUUUGAGAUGUUUUUAUCGAGAGAAAUGUAAAUUAUAAACUUAUUUUCAUUAGAGAAAAAAUAAAGAAGUCAAGAAAGGCAGUUUAAGAAUAAAGAGAGAAUACAAAUGAUAGAUUAAGAGUAAUAUAUAAAUUAAAUAAUACUUUAGUUUUAAGAGAGCUAAUUUGACAUCAAUGAGUAUUCAUCCAUCAAAAUAGUAGAACAAAGUGUUAAAGAUUGCAAUAUCUAGGAAGUUUAAAAGUUUAUAUUUAAUUGA
This is a messenger RNA of Paramecium octaurelia, 754 nucleotides long. NCBI's taxonomy places the organism in Eukaryota, Ciliophora, Oligohymenophorea, Peniculida, Parameciidae. The record is from the annotation of a GenBank genome assembly.